AUGGUUUCAUUGGUAGGUUCGUUUUCUUGCAACCCUUCCAACAUUUGCAGCAGUGGCAGAGGCCGUUAUGAUGGAAUUGAAAAAUUAAAGAAAAACAUUAUUUCUGCUUGUAUGGCGCCCCCAAAUGUCUUUACAGCUACCAAACAUAAAGGUUCUCAAAGAGCAGAGAAUUUGAGGAUUACGAAGGAGUUAAAGGAUGAAACUGACGUGCUUAUUGAAUGUAGAGAUGUCUACAAGUCAUUCGGAGAAGAGCACAUUUUAAGAGGCGUGAGCUUCAAGAUUAGACAUGGAGAGGCUGUUGGAAUAAUAGGGCCAUCGGGGACUGGUAAGUCAACUAUAUUGAAGAUCAUGGCUGGGCUUCUUGCUCCUGACAAGGGUGAGGUUUUUGUUCGAGGUAGAAAGCGCCAUGGUUUGAUCAGUGAUGAGGAAAUAUCUGGCCUUCGAAUUGGCUUGGUGUUUCAGAGUGCAGCACUUUUUGAUUCUUUAACUGUUCGUGAAAACGUUGGUUUCUUAUUAUAUGAAAAUUCAACUAUGCCUGAGGAACAAAUUGCAGAGCUCGUGACUGAAACUCUAGCUGCUGUUGGGUUGAAGAAUGUUGAAGAGCGAUUGCCUUCUGAGUUGUCUGGAGGAAUGAAAAAAAGAGUUGCUUUAGCUCGUUCUAUAAUAUUUGAUACCACAAAAGAUGCAAUAGAGCCUGAGGUGCUACUCUAUGAUGAGCCAACAGCUGGUCUUGAUCCUAUUGCAUCUACCGUAAUUGAAGAUCUCAUCCGUUCUGUUCAUAUGAAAGGUGAGGAUGCACUUGGGGAACCUGGGAAGAUUUCAUCUUAUGUUGUUGUUACUCAUCAACACAGUACUAUCAGAAGAGCUGUAGACAGGCUGUUAUUUCUAUAUGAAGGAAAGGUUGUUUGGCAAGGAAUGACCCAUGAAUUCUCCACGUCCGAAAAUCCAAUUGUUCAGCAGUUUGCAUCUGGGAGCUUGGACGGGCCCAUCAGAUAUUAG
Messenger RNA from Fraxinus pennsylvanica, 999 nucleotides. NCBI's taxonomy places the organism in Eukaryota, Viridiplantae, Streptophyta, Magnoliopsida, Lamiales, Oleaceae. The record is from the annotation of a GenBank genome assembly.